CCCGUUGCCUCUUGCGCGCUCCCUCUCAGUUCCUCACGCUCAGAGGCUACUUUGCUUAGCGGUCCUAUUUGGUGCGCCCGUCCGUAGCGAAGCAUUCGAGCGGUGAACUUAUCCGUUCUUUCUUAUCUGCCAUGACUUGGGGGUUACGGUUCAUGCAAAUAAGCCACAGAUGAGAGCGUGUCUCGAGAUGAUCGAAUCUGGGGACUGCCAAUGAUUCUUUAUUUUUCAAGGACCUCACUGCUCCUCCCCGAAGGAUCCUGAUCAGCGAAGCACAUUUGAAGGGGCAGGGGAAGAGGACCGAGAGGGCAUGUCUUUCGCAAACAUGUGUCUUAUCAUGAAAAUGUAUUAAAAGGGGUACGAAUGGAUAACGAUUCUGUGGCAAGUCAACAACUUAUCAUAGUUUUUAGAAAACUUAAGAAUUUGCUCUGGUAGCAUCGUUGCGUUGAUUGCCUCAUAAAGAUUAAGCGUUCUGAAAAUGUUCUUAUCUCAAGUUGGUGCUCGUAAUUUAGACGUGAUUAUUAAGGUUGUAAAACAAUAUUAUGAGCUCUUUUAGUGAUACGUGGGUCGGACAUGUGGUGGGCUUUCCGUGACGAUGAGCUAAAAUUAACUAAAAUCAAUAACACUGGUACUCUUUCUUGUUACAAAGGGUCAGAAGUCUUAAAGAUUGCCACUUCAGCGAGACCGCUCUGAUAACUUUGAAAUCGGACGGUAGUUUUGUUUCAACCAUGUUUGUCGCUGGACGACUUUUCUCAUGCGGCUCAGGUCAUGAUUUGUUUGUUUAUUUAAACGGGGGGGAUUUGGUGGCGAGAUAGGUGGCCCACAGACGAACCGAUCUGUGUUGUGCUGCCAAAACCUCAGCGCUUAAAGCUAUUGCGUUGCAAUAUUCUACUCUCAUUAGUUUACCAUUUGCUAUCAUAGGCAACUCGAUUAAGUCCGUCAACAAUGACUUUGGUUGCGUUUCAGUUGCAUUGGAUAAUAAUUAAAUAACGCAUUGGACAUUUUAUAGACGGAACAUUAUAUUUGAUGAGAUGUACUUUUAUCAUUCUAAUAAUGUUGGGAAGCCCUUCCAAUAACGGUGGCAUCAGGAUGCUGGCUCCAGCUGCUCCCACUGACGAUAGGCGGGUUGAGUUUGUUGCUCUCACGGCGGUUCAUACCGAGAGAAGUGAACCGUCCACUCCGGAACGGGGACACCCCUCUCAUCGCACGGGGCUACUGGGGACCCCACUGCCCGGUCCUCCUGGGCCACGAACAAGCACGGCAGCUUCCAACAAAAGCUACAGAAAGUUUCAAAAUUGUCUGUAUAACGUGUUGGAGCGACCACGAGGAUGGGCCUUCAUCUACCACGCAUUCAUUUUCCUGCUGGUCUUCAGCUGUCUGGUGCUGUCUGUGUUCUCCACCAUCCCCGACCAUCAGACCCUUGCCAACGAGGGCCUCUUCAUCCUGGAGUUUGUGAUGAUCGUGGUGUUUGGGCUGGAGUACUUCGCCAGGGUGUGGGCGGCAGGAUGCUGCUGUCGCUACCGAGGGUGGCGGGGCAGGCUGAGGUUUGCCAGGAAGCCCUUCUGUGUCAUAGACUUCAUAGUGUUUGUGGCGUCGAUGGCGGUGAUUGCUGCAGGAACGCAGGGUAACAUCUUUGCCACGUCGGCCCUGAGGAGCAUGCGCUUCCUGCAGAUCCUGCGCAUGGUGCGCAUGGACCGCCGGGGGGGCACCUGGAAACUACUGGGCUCCGUCGUCUAUGCACACAGCAAGGAGCUGAUUACUGCCUGGUAUAUCGGUUUCCUGGUGUUGAUCUUUGCCUCCUUCCUGGUCUACUUAGCAGAGAAAGACGUCAAUGACGACUUCUCCACCUAUGCAGACUCCCUCUGGUGGGGAACGAUCACCCUCACCACCAUCGGUUACGGCGAUAAGACCCCCCACACCUGGCAGGGACGCCUGCUCGCAGCUGCUUUUGCUCUUCUCGGGGUGUCCUUCUUCGCUCUGCCUGCUGGGAUCCUGGGGUCAGGAUUUGCCCUGAAGGUACAGGAACAGCACAGACAGAAGCACUUUGAGAAGAGACGCACACCUGCAGCCAACCUCAUACAGGCUGCAUGGCGUCUGUACUCCACAGACGCCCAGCGUUCGUACCUCACAGCCACCUGGUACUUCUACGACAGCAUGCUGCCCUCGUUCAGGGAGCUGACGCUCCUGUUCAGUCACCUUCAGAGGCAGCGUAGCACCAAGAAGGUUCUGCUCAACUCAUACCACACGCUGCUGUCCGGCCUCCGGCCCUACAGCUCCCCCUAUCUGUCAGGGGACAGUAGUAAAAUGGGAUUUCGAGACCGGAUAAGGAUGAACAAUUCCCGUUCAUCCCAAGCCAUCCGGAACAAGGCCUCACCCUUGCCUCCUGGAACUGAUCGGCAUUCGCCCAGUCAAGACAAUGUUGCCGAGGCAACUAGUCCGGGAAAGGUGCAGAAGAGCUGGAGCUUCAAUGACCGCACCCGCUUCCGCACAUCGCUACGGCUAAAGCCAAGGCCUCCAGUUGAUGUGGAGGCAACAGGAGAGGAGAGCACAGAAGAUAAGCCCUACUGUGAUGUCACCAUGGACGAGGUGAUCCCUGCUGUGAAGACUCUGAUUCGUGCCGUCAGGAUCCUGAAAUUCCUGGUGGCGAAGAGGAAGUUUAAGGAGACCCUGCGGCCGUAUGAUGUGAAGGAUGUGAUCGAGCAAUACUCAGCCGGACACCUGGACAUGCUGGGCAGAAUCAAGAGCUUACAGUGCAGGGUGGAUCAAAUCAUCGGCCGAGGGGCUAUGCAGUCAGAUAAGAAGGUCCGCAGUGAAAAGGGGGAAAAGACGCCGCCAGAUCUGGAUUCAAUGGAUGAGCUUAGCAUGAUGGGACGUGUUAUCAAGGUGGAGAAACAGGUGCAGUCCAUUGACAACAAGAUGGACCUGCUGCUGAACUUCUACUCGCAGUGCCUGAAGAAGGGCUCGUCCCACUUCACCCUGUCCUCCCUGCUGGAGCCGGACCUCACCUCGGACUACCACAGCCCAACCGACCAGCGCGAGCUCUUCCCCUCCGCCACCACGCUCAACAUCGCCCACUCCGACAGCGGGAAUAUGGACUGAGCGGAGGGCCACCAAGGUGCCACCGCCGGGAAGGCUGACUGUGCCACUACAAGAUGACGGAUCCCCCACGGAUUCUGCAACCUUCAAAACAAAACAGAAUGAGAAUGCUCACCUACACCAUAUCUACACACUCUGUUGGAAUCUACUGCAGCCUUCAGAAGGAUCCCCUGUCUACCUCCAGAUCUGAAGCCUUCCACCUCUAUCUACUUCCAGUGUUAUUACUCAAUCCCAGGCUCUACACAUCUACUCCUUCACUCAUUUGUUCAUUCUUUCAGUCUCCUUUCAUAAAAAAAUUGCCAAUUUUCCUUUAAAUUAUAGCUAAUUUUCUUUAUCUCUCUCUCUCUGUCUCUGCCUUUCUCUCUCACUUCCUCUCUGUCUCUCCCUCUCCCUCUGUCAUUGUCCCCUCCUCACUGUAGUUGAGGCGCUCCCUCAUGCUGAACCCUUUAAUGAACAUUUAAGACUGUCUCCACUAGAGGGCAGUGUCAGAGCAGUGGCAUGCCAAAAGAAAACUGCUCUCCGAAAAGCAAAAACAAAGACCUGCGCACUCCCCUUCCCUCUCUCUCUGGAGAGAUAGGAGAAUGGAUCAUCACAACUCGACUACUGAGACACUCGUUCAUUACCACCACCAUCCCCCUUUUCCUCACCCAUAUACCCAUCUAUUUGUAACUUACAAGCAAUUGUGGAUAUCGACUUCUUUUGACAUCUAGGUUUUUUAUAUAAAUAAGAUUACUUUAUACAAGAUUUGAAGAUUAUAUCAUUUCUUGCUGGUGUUGAUUCUGAAUCAGUAGACCUCCAGAACAAUCAAGGGAUUGGUUUUCUGUGUGCUUGAUUUGUUUGUUUGUUUGUUUGUUUGUUUUCCUCUGGAAGAGGUCUGAAAAUCUGUUUUUGACAAGGCCUUCUCACUCUUUUUUGUGUGGCAUCAAUUUGUUCAGUUAUUUUAGGGGGGGGGGGGGGGGUGUUAUUUUGUGUCUGUUUUCACCUGGAGCUGAUGCAAGUUGUUUUAGACUUUGCAUGGGUGGGAGUCUCUGAGCCUAUGCUGAAUGUAGCCCUCUCUCCAGGCUCCCCUCUGUCAUCUCCUUAUUGCUGACAGUGUCUCUGUAUUGGGCAUUAUUGUGGACUGGAAAAAACAUGAUGGUAAUAAUAAUAAUAAUAAUAAUAAUGAUGAUGAUGAUGAUAAUAAAGAACUUUGCUGCCUGUUGUGACAAGCACAUGCUGGGAGCGCAGAGAGACACAUAGAGAGUCAUUCCACCAAAGGGUCAUCUCUCCCUGUACUCUUGAUCUGUCUGUCUGUUGCAUGGUUCUACUGUUUUCUCCUGCUCCCAAAAAGAAAGAAGGAAUGAAAGAAAGAGGGAAAGAAAAAGACAUUAAGACAUCAAGCGGAGGCUGGGUUUUGAUCAGGACACUCAGGUUUAUUCAUAGCCAAGUGUGCACGUACACAUGUUGUAUGUGUGUGUGUGUGUGUGUGCGUGUGUGCGUGUGUGUGUGUGUAUCUGAGGGGGUGUGAGAGUUUGGCUUUGUGAUGGUGUCUCCAUAACACUGAAGACAGGGCAGCCAGGCCUCACUGAUGUGGGUUUCUUUUCCAACUUACCAACCUACCAGUCAUUCUCAAGAAAGCCCACUCUGCAAAAAAGAAAGAUGUGCCAGUACUCCUUCACUCACCACUUCUAUAAUAGUCAAAUUGCAUGUUAAUUACAGAUAGAAGCAAAGAUCCAGUGUCAUGUGUGGCCACACACACAUCCUGUAAAGCCAAUAGUGUGAAUAUUGAGCCUCUCAGGCACCCGUACUGGACUGGGUCUCAGGAGUCGUGGUUUGACCCCUGACCCCUCUGCUCGCCUCUGAGUCCAUCUUCACCCCGUACCGUCUUGCUGCAUCUCCAUUCAACUUUGCAUGUUUUCUCAAGCCAGACAGGAAAGGCCAAUCAGUAUGCCUCCAGUAUGAACUCCUGCUGUCUGUACUGUCCGUUCGUUCCUCUACCGUCUGAUGGUUUUGGUGCAACAUGUUCCUACAUUGGUGUUUUUUGUCGACGAGACAGUCUUGACCUCUAUACAUUCACAUGACAUGAUUUCUACAACUCCCUUGGUUUUAUCCGCUUGUUUACCAAUUUUCUUGAAGUCCAUAAAAUCUGACAUUUUAUGUCUGUCUCAGAAUGAUAUUGCCACGAGGACAACUACAUUCUUGGCCAUCCAUUAAAAACUGACUUGAAUAACAGGAAAUGAAGGAUGUGUCAGCGUUGCAUUGGUGUCCAGUGCAUGAGCACUUCUCUUAGUAAUAUCAAAGCACGUGUCUAUGGGAAAGUGUCUGGCCUUAGAUCCCUCAUCACCACCUAGCUCGGACUGGUAAACUUGUGGAGUCUUUUGAAAUAACACUUCCAAGUUCACCCCACUCUGUUUCAGUUCCCCUUGUAUUCUUCCACUUUGCUGAGACUUAGAGGACUUACUUGAUGUUUUGUAGCGUGACAGAGGCAUGAAAACAUUUCUGCUAUGCAGUCUUUUUUACACACAUGCUCUUUCUCUCCCCCAUCGUUCUGAAUCCAUUCCAGAAUAGCCCCCUCAGGAUUUUGCAUUCCCAGUUGUAGAUUAGCCUCAUUACCAUGUUUAAUUUAAACCAGUUGAAGCCCUUUUUUAAAUUUGUCCUGUUCAUUUCUCAAAGGACACACAUUUCUGCUGCCUAGACAGUUUGAUCGGACUGAUUUAGAAGAUUUUGGUGUGUGAACAGUUAUCUCAUGUGCCUAGGUGGUUUCCAUAGCAGCACUAGAUUGUUCCGGACCAUGCAGCUAAUGUAGCCAUCCUCUCUACAGAUAAACACCUGGACGUGUUUUAUCGCUGUCCAGACCAUACAUCCCUUAACAAUGGGUCCACAGUGGUGAUGUAAAUUGUUUUUUCAUUGGCACACAAUGAACAGGUACUUUGCCAGGCAGGCUUGCCUCAGAUUCUCGCUGGAGAGUCAACCACGACCUCCAUCGCCUGGGUGCUUUUUUUAAAAAAAAACACAGACAUCAUGUAGGCUAGCUAAUGUAUAUGCACAGAGUUUCAGUGGAAUCAUCAAGGCUCUGUGAUUCUCUCCGCUUCCACGGGUUGCAAACUGAAUGAAUUUGUGCCUUUCAGAUAUAUCAAUUCCUCUUGAUUACUACUAGUAGCACAAUUAGAAUGAAGUUAAAGCAUGUAGGAGUCGUGAUAGCUAAAAGACUCCCUAAAAAAACUCCCCUUCAUUUAAAACUGCAACAGUGCUGCCCAGACAGUGACGGUGAGCUCUGACCACCCUGUUGUUUUUAUUCUUCACUUUGACCUCUUUCAAAAUCAAAAUUGCCCUUUAAAUGCUUCAAAUGUAAAACCUCCCCAAGCACCUGCACUGCUGACAUGCAUAUUAGAGUAGAACUAAAUGUGCUGGGGAGGACACUGAGGGCAUGACUGUAGCUGCGUUAUGUACCAUGUCUAGGCAUGUGAUGGGCCAUGUUAAAGCAUGUUACAUAUUGCCUUGGUUUGCGCACAACUUCUUUUUAUACUAAAAGAACGAAUAAAGUCCAAAGAUGGGCGUAUUAGAAUAGAGACAAACCACAUUGGACGAGACACUGUUUUUGAUACUUGAAUGCAGUGUGCAUGGUCCUUUGCAUGUCCCACUUCCCCACCCUCAAUCCCUAUAAAAUCCAUCCUCUGUUUUCAUGGACAUUACUCACACCUGGUCCCCUUAUGACAUUCCAACCCAAUUCCCUUUCUCUGAAGUACUUAUGCAGUGUAUGGACGUUGUACAAUUGUAAAGCAAUAAAAUGUACACUAAAUAAAGAAGUCUUCCAUGAUGCCCUUUCAUAGAUUGUUCAAAUGCUGACCGUAGCUUUUCAGAGUUUUAUAUUCUGAUGUGGCUAUGAUCAGCUCAAGACUAACAGUUUCUUUCUACAUUGAGAGCAAAAGCCACUCACAUAACUAACUUAUUUUGUUUGUUUCAAUAAAGGUUUUUUCUCAAAUGAA
This is a messenger RNA of Clupea harengus (Atlantic herring), 7058 nucleotides long. RefSeq names its product potassium voltage-gated channel subfamily Q member 4 (gene kcnq4). Gene Ontology annotation, molecular function: voltage-gated potassium channel activity. Gene Ontology annotation, cellular component: membrane; voltage-gated potassium channel complex. The record is from RefSeq and is a predicted model, not a curated record. Gene Ontology annotation, biological process: potassium ion transmembrane transport. NCBI's taxonomy places the organism in Eukaryota, Metazoa, Chordata, Actinopteri, Clupeiformes, Clupeidae.